Molecule: messenger RNA, 3240 nt
Organism: Penicillium antarcticum
Lineage: Eukaryota; Fungi; Ascomycota; Eurotiomycetes; Eurotiales; Aspergillaceae
Exons: 7
Coding region: 1-3240 (1079 amino acids)
Biological process (GO): regulation of DNA-templated transcription
Molecular function (GO): DNA-binding transcription factor activity, RNA polymerase II-specific; zinc ion binding; FAD binding
Source: RefSeq, a predicted model, not a curated record
AUGUCCGAUCACCCUAUUUUGAUCAUCGGCGCGGGCAUCAGUGGUCUCGUCCUAGCCCAGUAUCUCCAGCGCCAUGGUAUUCCGUUUAAGAUCUUCGAUCGUGACUCCGCGAUCGACGCCCGCAGUGGCGGAUGGGGACUGACGCUGCACUGGUCACUCCCUGCCUUGCGCGAAUUGUUACCCGAGCAUUUGGUUGAACGAUUCCCUGAGACUUUUGUCAACAAGAAGGCCUCUGCGCGUGGGGAUACUGGGCGUUUUCAAUUCUUCAAUCUCAAGUCUGGAGCUGCUUUGUAUGAUGUUCCUGCCGCUGAGCGUAUUCGGGUGAGCCGUGUUCGCUUGCGCCAACUUCUGACUACUGGCGUUGAUGUUCAGUGGAGCAAGAAUUUAAAAAAUAUCGAAUCCUCUGGGGAUACUAUCACCGCUCAUUUCGAGGAUGGCACCUCGUGCGCUGGACGACUUCUCAUUGCCUGCGAUGGCUCAAAGUCACGGACACGUGAGAUUCUGUACCCCGAGGCGAAGAUGAACCCAUUGCCCGUACAGAUCCUUGGUGCAUCGACACUUUACACUGCAGAAGAGAUGGGCGGCGCUGAGUCCAUCGACCCUUUUAUCUUCCAGGGCUCGCACCCCGACUCAAACGUUUUUCUCUUUUUCAGCUUUUUGGAUACCCCUGGCAACUUCGAGACCAGUAGCAAGGAUCGCUAUCACUGCCAGGUGAUCGUUUCAUGGGCAGAUUCAAAGAACAUAUCAGUUCCAGAUGGCAAUACAGAGCGCAUUGCUCUGAUGAAAAAUUUGACUGAGAGCUGGUCUGAGCCGUUCCGGUCGCUGGUUCACAAACUUCCAGACGACGUGGAAGUGCGCCCCCUCCGAAUUGAGGACUGGGUGUUUCAACCAGGAAGAAUGCAUGCUCAUCCUCAAGUAGUGCUAAUGGGAGAUUCAGCACAUACGAUGACAAUGUACCGUGGAGAAGGUGCCAAUAAUGCGAUCGUCGAUGUUUUGGACCUUGUUAAGCGUGUUGACAUGAGACAGACAAGCUCUUUCGAUCAAGACGCCUUGACAUCCUCGCUUGCCGCCUACGAGAAUGAUGUCUUCAUACGUUCAGAACUCAGCUUGGCUGGCUGUACUCCAGCUCUUGAAGCGAUGAGUGCCAUACCAGACAAGGUGUCUUCUGUCCGUAUCUCGCAGCGUCAACCACAAGCCUGCAGAGAGUGCACGAAGCGCAAGCGCAAGUGUGACAAGCAGAUUCCCUGCACAAGGUGUAAACGACUGAAUCUGAAUUGUUCAAUAGAAGUUGUCCAGCUCAGGCGCAACGCCGUGCAGCAUGCUUCGGAGAUCGAGUUUCUGAGUUCAGUUUUAGCGGAUUUGGACUCCUCGUCUUCGUCGGGAAUCGCACAUGUGACUCAAAAACUAAGAAACAGGAUAUCCCGGCUGCAGACUGGUCAGGAUCUCCCUUCAUCCGAGGCGUCCAACAUAGACUCGACGCAGCAGGAAAUCACAUUGACUGAAGAUCGUGUGCCUGGGAAAUUACCGGCCGCUUCGAUCGAGUCUUCCUCGAACCAAGUUGAUUCAUCACUUCUCACAGCCAUCGAGCAUCUUGCUUGGGGCAGAAAUUCCGCCGGAUGCUUUCCUCACAGGAACUGCGCAUGCCAAUAUCGCAAAAAUGGCCUACAGCUGGUAUCCAGUAAUGCACCACUUCAAGGUGACGGACUUUUGGGACUAAAUCCGAAUCUUCCCAGAACAAUAGAUGCUCAAAAACUGAUCAAGUUCCAUAUCUGCCAUGUGGCAUGGCAUCACGAUUGCUUCCACGGCCCGACGUUCCUCGAACAGUGUGAAAUGUUUUGGGAAACUGGAAAAUACGAUGAUCCCCUCUGGCUAGCCCUAUACUAUUCCGUCUUGAGCUCUACCGUCAGUUCAGUUCAGGAUAGCCCGAAAGCGAGAGAUUUGGUUGAUGUGGAUCUGCACACUAUGCAAUCCGCGCAGCAACUCUUUUCUGCCAUGGUGCAAACUCUGUAUGACAGUCAUUUCCUCAGCAACCUCUCGAUAUACUCAGUGCAGGCCAUUGUCAUAUCGACAGAAGUGGCUCAUAACCUCGGGUUGAGUCAGCUGAAUGCGACCCUUUUCAAUGCUGCAGUGCGCAUUGCCGAGUGCCUUGGAGUUCACAAAAUCCAGGACCACUCUACAAAACCCGUCCAAAAUAAAGAUGACUGGGAAGAAAGAGUCGAGCGUGAAGUCGGAAAAAGGGUCUGGUGUCAAAUGAUCAUCCAAGACCACUUCGCGAUCCCCUUCACCGACACAUACAGCAUAUCCCCAAUGCACUUCUCUACAGGUCGCCCUAUGAAUGCAGAAGACUAUGACCUAGUGGACAUGCCAAUCAGCACUCCCACUACAAGCACUUACGUCCGCGUACUGGUAAAUCUGGCAGAACUGAUGCCUGGUCUAGUGGAUGGACUCGGUCCAAUGAAAAGUCGAAAGCCUCAUCGCGAGCAAUACCAGCAUAUCCUGCAAGUGGAUCAGAAAAUGAGAGCUGUGGUUAAAAAUAUACCACCGUUCCUUCUGCGCCCGGACAAGGAGAAAGAAGAGCAAAUCCCAUGGCUUAGCAUCGCGCGACGAAGCUUAGCAAUCACAGCAGCAGAAAAGAUCAUCAUGAUACAUCGACCGUUCCUUUUCCGCUCAUUCCACGAUCCAACGUAUAGUUACACAAGGCGCACGUCUGUCGCAGCGGCGAUGACUAUAUUACGUGAACACGAGACAAUUGUGCGGGAAGAGGAUAUCUCAAUCUGGACCCAUACCGCAUUUGCAAUUACAGCCGCGGUCAUAAUGUGCUUUGAGGUCAAUGCAAUCGCCGAGAGUGCAUUCAGCGCAAGUGCCCAGAGCUACAAAGAGGCCAUUCUGUCCGCUAGAGCCCGUCUUGCUUCGCGUGAUCUUGACGUGCUCGCUCAACGAGGUGUAGCUUUGAUUGAUGCAAUUUUCACUGCGGGCUCUGACCUACAUAAUGGAGGAACCAGUACUAAAAUGAUGGAUUUCGGUCAAAUCUUGGCCAAGUUCUCUACAUUCAGUCGAUUACACCUUGGAUCUCCCAGCACCGAGGCAUCUCCAGGCACAAUUGCGACUGUUGAGUCUCAGGAUGUGAUUGGUGCUCACUUCGAUGAGAUGAGACCUACUUGGGGGACUGCAGAGGACAUUGAUUUCGAUGCCUGGUUCAAUGAGACGUUUUACUCUCUGCAAGAACCUCUCCAACUGUGA